AUGGCGGUGGUGGAGGUGGGGACAGCAGUGGUGGAGGUGGGGAUGGCAGCGGCAGUGACUGAGGUGGCGCAGGCACAGGCGGCAGCGGUGGAGGCGGCAGCGGUGGUUGCGGCAACGGAGCUGCCUCCAUCGUCAUCGCAGGCGCCAUCAUCCAUCUCUACCCCACCAAGAAUCAAUUACAAAGUGUUCUUGAGUUUUAGAGGUCCUGAUACUCGCAAGGGAUUUGCAGAUUGCCUCUACACCAGACUGUCUAAUGCAGGGAUCAUUGUCUUUAGAGACGAUAAUGAGCUUGAUCCUGGAGAAGAUAUCCCUGUUGCAUUGGUUCAAUCCAUAAAGCAAUCCGAGAUAUCAAUACCUAUUAUCUCCCAGAAUUAUGCAUCGAGUAAGAGUUGUCUCAUGGAGCUGGCCCAAAUGGUGGACUGCAAAGAAGAAGACGCUCAACUGAUCAUGCCCAUUUUCUAUGAUGUUAGCCCCACUGAUUUAAAAAACCAACGUGGACGAGUUGGGGAGUCCUUCCGUCAUCACGAGGACCGUAAAAUUGACCGCAAGGUCAUUGAUAAAUGGAAGCAGGCUCUCGGAAAGAUUGCUGAGAUUAAGGGGUAUGAUCUGCAGAAUUCAAGCAAAGGUUAUGGUGAACUCACAGAGGAAAUUGUCUCAUAUGUUCUAGAGGUGUUGAAAAUGAAUGAUUUAAUAGUGAGGGACGGUUUGGUGGACAUGGAACCCCACGUACGGGAGGUUAUGAAAAAGCUUGGUGUCAUCUAUGUCAAUGAGCAGGCAACCGGAGUAUAUGACAAAGAUGUACGUGUACUUGGAAUAUGCGGCAUGCCAGGGAUUGGCAAGACUACCCUUGCAAAGGUUGUGUACAACAAAAUCCAUCAUCUCUUUCAACGUUGUAGUUUUCUUUCCAAUAUUCGAGAAAAUGGUGCAUCCGAUAGACUCAAGGGCCUACAAGAACAAUUAAUCUCAGACCUCCAAAGGAAGAAACGUCAAAGUCUAGGAACCCUUGACCGAAUGACUAAUGUCAUAAAAAGUUCAUUUAGCGGAAUGAAAGUUCUCAUUCUCCUUGAUGAUGUGCAUAAUUUUGACCAAAUCGAACAUUUAGUCAAGGAUCUAAGUUGGUUUGGCCCUGGAAGCAGGAUUCUCAUGACAGUUGGAAAUAGUGAUGUUCUUGAUGGUUACAAAGAUGGAAUGGCUGAUAAGUAUGAGGUUGGAGAAAUGGAGACUCAUCAAGCUCUUAAACUUUUUCACAUGCAUGCUUUUGGCGGGUAUACUCGUGAAGAAAAGGAUAAGUAUGAUUCUCUGUCCAGAGACAUUGUUGACACUAUCAAAGGCAUUCCUUUGGCUAUUGAAUUAGCAGCUUCAUACUUGCAUAAGCAUAAGGGGGACAGCCAAAAAUGGCUACGUAAAUUGGAAAACUUAAAAAGGAAGCCAGAAUAUCGUGUCCAAAAAUUAUUUGAGUUAAGCUAUGGCUCUUUGGAUGAAGACACGCAAAAUAUAUUCCUUGAUAUAGCAUGUUUUUUCAUUGGAACGGAUGAGAGAAUUCCCCCAUACAUGUGGCACGCAUAUGACUACGAUCUAAGCGGAAUCAUGAUUCUCCGUGACAUGAGUUUGGUCAAAAUAGGAGAAAAUAAUGAAAUAUGGAUGCAUGAUCAACUAAGAGAGUUUGGCAGGGAAAUUGUUAGGAAAGAAGAUUCCUAUGAGCCUCACAAUCGCAGUAGGUUAUGGAAUCACAAAGAAGCACUUUCCACGCUUAAGGGAGAGCAGCUAUACUUUUCAAGCAGUACUAUAAAGGUGGAAGCCCUUGGUCUCACAUUUGAUAAGGGACAAGGGGAAUGUAUUGGAUCUGAAGGAUUUAGCCGUCUAGUGCACUUGAGGUUCUUGAGUUUGGACCAGGCUACUGUUGGAGGGAGUUCUCACAAUGUUCUUUCAAAUUUAAGGUGGCUUGAUUGGCAAGGGUGCAGCCAGAUCUCUGAAUUACUUAUUUUCCAUUUGGAGAAACUGGUCAUUCUUGAUCUAUCUCACAGUGAGUUCACUGGAAAUUCACAAGUAUGGGGACAAAUCCUGAAGAAGGCAAAGAUAUUGCAAGUUUUGAACCUAAGUAGCUGUCAAAGUCUGAAUGCAUUUCCAGACUUCCGUGCUUUGAUGAAUUUAGAGAGAUUAGUCCUGGAACGUUGUUCCAUGUUACCUGGAUUUGGUCAAUUGGUAGGUAAUCUAGAAAAAUUAGUCUCCUUAAAUCUUAGGUUCUGCAAAUCCGUCACAGCCUUGCCGCAAGAACUGUGUGAUUUGAAAGCUUUGGAAGAACUUCUGAUUGAUGGAACUGCCAUUAAAGAGAUUGAUUUCAAACAAGCCUCCAUGAAGGAACUUAAGGUUCUGAGCGCUUGCCAAUGUAAAAGUUUGGUUCAUAUAUCAGACUCUAUUGGCCAAUUGGAAUCUCUUUUGCAUCUUCGACUGGAUGGUGCCGCUAUUUUUAGCCUACCAGUCUCUAUUGGAUCCUUAAAGGAACUUCGGAGCCUGCUUCUAGGAAAUUGUCAGAAUUUAUCUCAGCUUCCUUAUUCCAUUAAGAAUCUAAAGUCGCUAGAAGUCAUGGAUCUAUCAAGCACCAAGAUUGCUAGAUUACCUAGGCAUGUCGAGUUUUUGGAAAAUAUGAAAGUGCUGAAGAUGAAGAGAACUCACUUAAGAGAAUUCCCCAAAGAUAUAAAAAAUCUUAAAAAGCUGGAAGAGAUAGAUCUUUCGCAAUGCAGUAAUCUGAAGGGGCAGAUUCACUGUGAUAUCAGAGGAUUUUCCUCUCUGAAAAUUUUGAGAUUAUCAUCUACGAAGAUUUCUGGCCUACCCUGGAGUGAUGGCAGGUUUUGUGACCAAAAACCCGUUUCAUUGGUCUCUCAUCUCCAGCAACUAGAUUUAAGUGAAUGUGACCGACUUCGGGCUUUGCAAAGACUUCCGUUUAGUUUAAGCAUUCUUCGCUGGGGAUCCAAAAAAUUGAGGACAGUGCCAGACCUUUCUUACUUGAGAAACCUGAAAGAGCUGUACUUGGGUGAUAACUUGGGUUAUCCUACUGAUCCAAUGCAGAAGUCUUCCUCUGAGCCACCACAAAUUGGAUGGUUAAUAAGACUAGAGAAUCUAGAAAUCUUGGAGUUGUGCCUCUUAAAAAUAACCACGCUACCAGAAAAUUUCAGUGAACUUCAACUUAGAAAACUUGUUUUGCACUACUUCGACUUGCUUGACCUCCGACAGCUACCUUCUAGCUUAUCAGUAUUGUGCCUUCAGCACUGUAAGAUUGAAGAUUCACAAUUUUCUAUGAUUAGCGGUCUGUCUGAAUUAGAACUCAAACACUGUCGCUUGGCAGAGAUUGCGGAGACUAUAAGUCUUGGAGAUUUGAGUCGAUUGGAACUUCUGAAAAUAUCAGACUGCAAUGUACGGACACUUGAUGGGCUGGAAAAUUUGACUCGUUUCAGAAAGCUUACUUUAGACAACUGCUGUUCAUUGACCGGAUUACCAGAUCAAACAAAUCAUACAUUUGAAAUCGAUAAGUACAAUUUCCCAGAAGAAUAAUAGUCGGCAGUUAUGUUGCUUGCACCUAUGGUCAGAACAUUGUGGAAAUUGCUUCAAAAACGAUUCCAACUUCAAUAAAAGGUUGGAGGCUUUUCUGAAAGAUAGAUGAUGCACCAGUCGGUCUUCUUCUCUUUCGCCUAAGGCACUGCCUGCAGUCAAAUUUCUGUGCAAUGUCCUCUCCACAUCGUGUGGGCCUGGAACUUCUCUCUUGGUAGGCCCGUCCUUGGGGGCUUGUACAGAAGAAGUUGGGGACAGAUUUACUAGCAAUAUACUGUGUGGGCUGGGAUGAAUACUCAAUAUCAGAAUGAUGAUUGGGCAAAGACUCUACUUGGUGGAGGAGGAGAGAUGGCUGGCUCUUUUGUUUGAAUGGGAGAUUUGUAGCCUUGAAGUCCGGUGGAUGCACGUUGUGAAGAUAAUGCGAUGGCACUCGAGUGCGGAUGCGUGGAGUCAGCAUGCUGCUCCUUCCUUUUCGGGCUGUGGCUUAAAAGAUUGACAGGGGAGUCGCAGCUGCAGUGUUGCAGAGUUUUAACUCUCAAUCCGGGUGAUGUCCCGGUAACUUAAAAAGUAGUAAGAACAAUGCAUUUCGCCUACCCGUGUCUGUGUUGCAACGAGUGUCAAAUGGGUAAUCAUUGUCUCAUAUCUGUUCCAAUCAGUAAACCAAUCCCGAGUCCAUAGCAUGUAACUUCAAUCAGGCACUGCAUUUUUCCAUCAAACAUUGUUGUGCUUGCAUUAUCCAUUAUGCUCGAGCUCUCUUAUUCGAAGGCUUAUUAUGGGACAGUCAUAUGAUGUUAGCACUUCCGGAAAGCCAAAAUAAUUCAUUUUGUGUUUUUCAAGCUUGUUAUACUACAUUUGGCCAUGUGACAAGGAGAAGAACUUACAUGCUUCUGUUCUGUGACGAUCAUUUUCUCUCUUUCUUCUUUGCUACUGAGAAUGGUGAUCCGUGGGUGAUUUUCCUGAGGAAGCCUCCUCCAAGAUGUGACUGGAACUGGAAUGCAUCGUAGGGUCAUCUUGUCAUCUUAAACUUCUGUUCUACUGAGGAAAGUACGUGUACACCAUAACUAGAUAUAGAGAGAGUGAAAAGACAUGGAAACUCUUCUUUUUGGAGAGAGGACAUGCAGAGUGCUUUCAGGUUAUCCUUUAGAAUAUGUCGUCCGAUAUGGAUGUAAAGUACGGAUAUCUACUGUUUCACGAGAAAUAUUGAAGCAUCUUGAAUAUCACUGUAUGUCUGUCAUUAA
Molecule: messenger RNA, 4784 nt
Organism: Eucalyptus grandis
Lineage: Eukaryota; Viridiplantae; Streptophyta; Magnoliopsida; Myrtales; Myrtaceae
Product: disease resistance protein RUN1
Exons: 5
Coding region: 1-3549 (1182 amino acids)
Biological process (GO): signal transduction; defense response
Molecular function (GO): ADP binding
Source: RefSeq, a predicted model, not a curated record